AUGUCCUUCGUGCUCAGGAGACCCUUUGCGGUCUCCCCCAACGCCUUCAGACAAUUCAGCAAACCGUCAACGCUUGUCCGAGCGUUCCACUCCUCCAGUCCCAAAUCAUCCAACACCUUCUUCAACCCUCGGCCAUUUGCCUCGACAUCGAACGCACAGUCGCUGCUGAAAUCAGCAGCUCUACGCAAUGGUUUCAAGCGCGGCUAUCAAACGCCCUCGUACCAACCUGCCAACCCAACCGCCAGCGGAAACCUGACACAGCGGCUUCUUUACGGCGCUGCGCUGGUCGGCGGCACCAUUGUUGCCACCAAUCUCAUCUUUAACCGCGAAACACGCGAAGAUGGCGGCAUGCCUCCCUUUGAGCGCGAGUACUUGAACCAGACAUUUAUGCACACUGGCUUGGGCGUGGGGAUUAUCGCCCUUGCGGCCCGCACGCUACACCAGAGCGGCUGGAGUUAUAGAUUGAUGGCCACGAAUCCUUGGUUGGUGGUCGGGUUGGGUCUUGCUGCUAGCAUUGGCACCAUGUACGGCACGUUCUAUACCCAUCCAGAUAACUACAUCCAAAAAUAUGCUCUCUGGAGCGCUUUCAAUGUCACUCAAGCCGCCAUCCUCACCCCGUUAAUGUUCCUGUCUCCCGCUAUCCUCGCUCGCGCCGGCCUCUACACCGUUGGCAUGAUGGGCUCGAUCGCUUUCAUCGGGGCCACGGCCAAACAAGAGAAGUACCUAUACUUGGGAGGGCCGUUGCUUGCGGGUGUCGCCAUCGUCGCCAUCUCCGGGUUUGCGCCGUUGGUUCUCCCUGCCACGGCAAUUCGCACGCUCGCGUGGACUGAGAAUAUUUGGCUCUAUGGUGGGCUUGCCGUCUUUGGUGGAUUUACGCUCUACGAUGUGCAGAAGAUUUUACACCAUGCUAGGAUGAGUGAACGGGGAUUGGUGAGGAAGGACGUGGUUAAUGAGAGCAUCUCGCUCGAAUUGGAUUUUUUGAACAUCUUCAUUCGGAUGGUGCAGAUUUUGAGUAUGAGGCAGAGUAACAGGAGAUGA
Cladophialophora psammophila CBS 110553 is the source of this 1038-nucleotide messenger RNA. RefSeq lists its product as uncharacterized. Bases 1 to 1038 code for a protein of 345 amino acids. NCBI's taxonomy places the organism in Eukaryota, Fungi, Ascomycota, Eurotiomycetes, Chaetothyriales, Herpotrichiellaceae. The record is from RefSeq and is a predicted model, not a curated record. Gene Ontology annotation, cellular component: mitochondrial inner membrane. The transcript is spliced from 2 exons.